Molecule: messenger RNA, 2404 nt
Organism: Haplochromis burtoni (Burton's mouthbrooder)
Lineage: Eukaryota; Metazoa; Chordata; Actinopteri; Cichliformes; Cichlidae
Gene: irag3a
Product: inositol 1,4,5-triphosphate receptor associated 2
Exons: 13
Coding region: 1014-2195 (393 amino acids)
Cellular component (GO): endoplasmic reticulum membrane
Source: RefSeq, a predicted model, not a curated record
ACUUAUGUGUAACUGUGUAAUACAUAGUUACAUAACUCUGUUAACUUUAGUCUGUAUAAUGUAGUGAAAUUCAGGUUUUGGGAGAAAUUACAGGAAGGGCCUCAGGUUUUCAUGCCUCAUUCUACCAUUAAGCUUCUUCCCUCAACAUGCACCCUUCUAUGAACACAUCAGGGCCAACUCAGGGCUCAGCGGGAAUACCAGAGUGCCCUGGGAUUGAACCACCAACCCAGUCCAGUGAGCCUGGGUAUUCAUCCCAAAUAUUUGGUGCAUGGCCAUUAGGUGUCUCUGUUGGUCUGCUUUGGCGUGCAUUAGCUGGACCUCAAGAUGUUUGUUGUCAUUUCGUAUGGACACAGCCUAAAAUGAAACACUUUUUCUCACCAGCCUCUACAGUGCAAAAAGCUUGAACUGUCCUCCAAUGGCCUUGGAUAAAUAAAGGUCUAAUAUUCGACUGAUGCAGAUCACAAAUGUGUAUGUAGAGUGAAAAACGGGAAGCAGAGUGUUAAUAAGAUCUACGGUUCCUGAUCUAUGUAAUCCCCUCAUGGGACCCCUGUACCCUUGUGUCCUGUCCUGCUGAAACCUUUAAAACCUAAUUAUUUAUUCAUGAGAUUAAGUGAACAAGCUACUCCCUUUGCUUCUACAAGAAUAUAGAGUGUAGUAUAACAUGGUGUAUUAUAUAGUAUGGAUGCAGGGUGAACUGUGGAAUUGGUGCAUUUGAUUUAUUAACUGGUACAACACUAGUUUUAAUUUACCACAUACAAAAACACAGCUUCCCAUGAGCCUCUUGGGCCAGUCGUCCUAUUCUGGUCUGACUGUGGAUCUCUUAAUAGGAUUAUCUAUUCUCAGGACUGGAGAAAGGCUGAGGAGCAAAUGAGCCAAACACUGACCCGUGAGAAUAUGUUUGUGCUUUCACAAAUGAUGAAGAGUCCACUGUGAACUCUGAAGUGAAUCUGAAUACUGUAAUCAGGCUUUCUCUGACAUUUGGAUUAACUCUGGUGAAAGAGGCUGACGCAGUAAUGAGCGCUGAGCCAGAGGCAGAGAUAAGCAGCUACAACCUGCCCAACAUGCCAGACAGUGACGACAGCGGAGAAGAAACUAGCCAAGAGGAGCCGCCAAUCGCAAGCUGGAGUGAGCUGCCCAUCAUAGAGCGCGUUGGCCUCAAUAGUGUAGAGAUGUCAGAGAAGGAUUUGGAGACAGCUUUCUCUCAGAUCGCCUUGUCUCUCCGCUGUGAUCAGUACACCCUGAAGCAGAGGCUGCAGGCGGAGGAGCACGCCCGUAACCUGGCUGAGGAGAACAUCCAGCUAGAGCUGAGCAGAGGCAGGGAGACCCUGGAGAUACUGAAGAGCCUGUGUUUGGACAACAAGCGCAGCGAGAUCCUGCAGAAGCUGGAGCUGUCCCUGGACAUCCUCGGAGGCACCGUGGACCGGAUCUCUAACACAGCAGAGGUGCUCGGUGCCGUGCAUCAGGAGGCUCGAGUGAGUAGAGCAGUGGAACUCAUGGUGGCUCACGUGGAGCGCCUGAGGAAGCGAUAUGACAGAAAUCUAGCUGAGCUGGAAGAAGCCAGAAGGAUGAUGAUGCAGCAGCAGAGCUCCUGCAGAAACAUCACAGAUCCCAGAGCCUCCACAGGUUUCUGCAUCAGUGAUCCAGAGGAAAGUGACAACAUAAAGAAAGAUACUCAGCAGAAGCACAUCCGUAGAAGGGUCUGUGUAUCAGUAAUUUCCAGCCAAACUCAGGAUAGGAAAAAGCAAGACUCCAGAAAGCGUCUCUCUUCCAGCAAGAAGGCUGUCCCUUUUUGCCCGUCUCCCAUGAGCUCAGAGUCCAGCUGCUCUUUCAUGAACAAGGACGACAGAUACUCAGUGGAGGACAGGCCGCACAAUCCAGAUGAAACUCCAUCAGAAGCUCUUCCAGGACCCGCUCCCAUCCUAACCCCAGAGAGCCCCCCAUCAAAACCAGUGAACAACAGCAGGACUCUGAACAAAAACUUCUCUCUGGAUACUUUGCGGCACAGACACAGGGGCAAAGCAGUCUUAUCCAACAAAGGAAGGGAGAAAAAGAUGGCAAAUAUCUGCAGACGGAUCUCCACAGUGGGGACGUGGAGGCAACAUCCUCUGACUCACUGGCUGCAGCGCUGCCGGCUGGUUCUCCUGUGCACGUUUGUGAUUUUCUGUGUCGUAACACUGAGUUACUUCUUGUGGUAGUUUCAUGAAACACAGUCAUCAGUGCUUCACGUGAAUUAGUGUGUCGACAAUUGAAGGCUAUUUGUAAACAAACAUAAAAUGGUUUUUGAUGCCCUGCUUUUGGUCGUUCAUUGUGUUUGUCACAGGGAAUCACACAUUUUGGUAACAUCCAUCCAUUUUCUGCUGCUCAUCCAGUUCAGCUGUCAUAAAUAUGGGCUCAAAUUGUGGUC